Molecule: messenger RNA, 1052 nt
Organism: Lottia gigantea (owl limpet)
Lineage: Eukaryota; Metazoa; Mollusca; Gastropoda; Lottiidae
Exons: 4
Coding region: 632-1036 (134 amino acids)
Source: RefSeq, a predicted model, not a curated record
UUACGUUUGUAGACUAAUUUUCACAUUUAGAUGAAUUUGGCUUCGGGAGACGCAAAUGCCUGGAUUACGUUAGUGGUUUCCUGAGUAAAGUUUUUGUGUGUGGGAUUUUCAUUCGAUGAGUUGGAAUUAAGAGUUUUUUUGCAAAGCGAAUAGUUUGGUGUAAAGCGUAGUGUUUCGGACAAUUCUAAGCUGGUAUUUAACAAGUAAAGAAUCUGAUUUGCAAUUCCAUAGAGAAUUGAGACAGACAUUGCAUAUAUUAAUCUUUUAUUGUGUCAAGAAAUAAAAAGGAAAUACGUGAACGCCAUAUUUUACAGUGUUAGUGUUUGACAAGAAUGAAGGCAUUAGUGGGGUUUUCGAUAUUUUAAACAGAAACAUAUCGGAACGAAAUUCUUUACUGAUUGGAGUGUUUUGUAUCGUGGAAAAUACAGUCAGGCUUGGGAAAGAUCAUUCCUGGAUUGUGGUGAACAAAGCUUGGUAAAAAAUUGUGGGUGUCGCAGCUCAUAACGACCUGAACAUUUAUUGUUAACUGAAAUAAAGGACAUUUUCAUUUGGAGGACAACUGGAGCUUUAGAUGUGAAGCACUUUUGGGGAUAAUUAUCUUACGAGUUCACAAUAUCAAUAAAAAUCCAAGAUGGCGUCUCAAGGGAAGCAACCCAUGUGUCGUUCAUACUCAACAACCGGAAAUCCAGAUAGACCCGACGAAACAACAGCAGAUCAGUUGGAACGCAAACCCGUCAAAGAUCACAGAACGCAAGCACGCUUAGCAGAAUUCAAACGUAGCAUUUCAGACGGAGGCUACACUCAUUCGGAAUUACCGAAAAAGGAAAAUGCGUCACGUGGACCUAGUGGUUUAGCCAAUGAAAAAUCGCCAACCGGGCAGACGUCAGAUGACGUCAAAGCCACGAAAUGUCACGAAAUGAUCGAAGAAUAUGAUCCCUGGUUUCCAUGGCAACCUUUAUAUAAUGCAAUCUUCAAUGUAGAUAUUGAAAUCCCAUAUUUAGUCACUAAUUGUUCAUUAAUAAUAAAUACUCAUUAAAUUGUGUUUAUUUCGC